AUGAAAGCAGUCGCCUGGCGCCUCAGCCGCGCCCAGCGACCGCCGGUUGAAAGCGUUCUCCACCGUAUCUCUGCGACUUACCAGGUGCGGGGACACCCCAGAAAACGCGCGCGUCUCUCCGCCCCACGUUCUUUCGAAGACUUCGAGGAGGUGCGACACAAGCUCGGGCGUCAGCAACUGCGGUGGGGCACAGGCGCUGUGUUUUGCGUGCUGCAAGAAAAAAAUCAGAGAGGCGAGUCGCCGUUUCUUCGAGCAGGAGCGCAAGCGAGCGAGGCGGACCCAGGCCUUCUCCUGUAUCUCGCUGUCAGUGACGCAAUGCUGUUUCCGCCCCGUGUCGCAUACGAGCUCCUGAGGCUCGCCCACGAAGAAUUCGAGAGUCUCGUGGAACAGAACGGCCUGCGAGAGAAGCCAGAAGAAAGGGAGGCGGAAGGUUCUUCGCGUGUGUUCCCGCGCGCCUCGGCAGGGGCGGGGUUUGGCGAAAGACACGCCGCUGCAAGAAGGAACGGCGAGAGGUGCGCGGAAGAAGAGAGCGGGGACUCAGAGAUCGCGAGAUCACGAGACAGCCGACAAAGAGUUCAGCGCCCCCUGGAGAAUUUCCUGCAUCUUCUGCUGAUUCUGCCGGAGCCGCGGCUGCUUUCCAACUUGAGACGGCAGCUGUCGUCGUCGUCUCUCUCUUCGUCUUCUCUUUCUUCUCUCUCGGCGUCUUCAGUCUCUGUGUCUUCUCCCUCUCGUCGCCGCUCUCCUGCCUCCUCUCAGGCAUCGAUCGAACAGCCAACCCCGCAAGUUCCGUCGUACGGCGAGUGCGCAGAUGUGCCAGGCACUUCUUCAGGUCUGCCUGCUUCCCCGAUACCCACGAAUCAGCAGGACGCUGAGCGACAGCUUCCUUCUGCCCCUUCUUCCUCUCCAUCUUCAUCUUCCUCAUCAUCUUCUUCCUCCGCUGCCUCAGCUUCCGCCUCUUCAUCUUCUUCCUCCGCUGCCUCAGCUUCCGCUUCUUCUUGGCCGUUGACGUCUCCGUUUUCUUCUCUUCCGUUCCGCUUUCUUUGCUGGACCAGUCCGGCGCCCGGUGAGGAUGUGUUUCAGCAGGCGGCUCCAGAAACUUCCUUCUCGCCUGAGAUCCGCCCCGCGCGUGUCUCUCUCGCCUCGGCACCGGGCCCUAGAUCCUUGCCACAGCUCGCCAAUGUGGCCGCACGCGUGCAGUCGCUGAACGUGCUCUUGGAAGACAACCUGCGGCUGCUGUACUCGUCCUCCGCGUCUCUCGAAGUUCUCGAGCAAAAAACGUCUUCUCUGUCUGGGCACACCCGCGUCUUCGCCGCGACGUCCAGGCACGUGCGACGAAUCAUGUGGUUCAAAUCCAAGACCGUGUUCUGCAUAGUCGUCGGCGCAGUCGUCCUCGCCGUCUUCGUCGUAUGGGUGCUCUGA
This is a messenger RNA of Neospora caninum, 1419 nucleotides long. RefSeq lists its product as hypothetical. Lineage: Eukaryota; Apicomplexa; Conoidasida; Eucoccidiorida; Sarcocystidae. The record is from RefSeq and is a predicted model, not a curated record. Bases 1 to 1419 code for a protein of 472 amino acids. The transcript is spliced from 3 exons.